Molecule: messenger RNA, 1446 nt
Organism: Culex pipiens pallens (northern house mosquito)
Lineage: Eukaryota; Metazoa; Arthropoda; Insecta; Diptera; Culicidae
Exons: 1
Coding region: 1-1446 (481 amino acids)
Molecular function (GO): protein binding
Source: RefSeq, a predicted model, not a curated record
AUGACCAGCGUCGUCGCUCAGCAGUUCGACCUGCCGCCGGAACUCUGGUCGCAGAUCUUUGCACACUUGAAGCCCCAGCAGCUCUUGCGGAUCCGGUUGGUUUGUCACCGCUGGAAGGCGAUCGCAGAUCGCGAACGAUCUCUCUGGACCCGGCUUCGCAUCAAAUUUACAGACGAAGUCGUCACGCUGGACGAGAACUUCCGACCGUUCAUCGCACCGGCUGCGGAGGUUCAACUAGAAGCGGUGAGGAUCGUAACCGUGGAUUCGUGGUGGCCGACGCACUUGACCUGCGUUCGGAUGCGAGGUUGUCACGUUUCACUGGAGUCGUUUCUUGGGAUGCUCCGGCGGACGCCGAACUUGACCCAACUCGGGCUAUUGUUUGUGGAGUUUGCGUCUGGAGGAAAUGGUGGAGUUGUGGAUUUCCGGUUGGAGCGUUUGGAGAGUCUUGAGUUGAUACAGUACUCCGACGACCUGUUGGACCUUUUUGGGCGGUUGUGUCCGCGCUUGCGCGAGCUGAGUCUGGAAGACGACGGUGAGCACGACCGGGCGACGGCGCGCUUGAUCGAGUCCGUCCAGGACACGUUGCAGCGGUUGAAGCUUUGGAUGACGCCGUACGUGCUGCAGAAGAUGAGCCUGAUGGAGCGUCUCCAGUUGAAGUCGGUUGAGCUGACCGACCUGCAGGAGGACGAGUACGCUCUCAGUUUGAGCAGGUUUCAACCGAGCCUUGAAGAGUUGCUCGUUACAAUCCGACGAAAUUCGGUUCUCUGUGAAAUCGGCACGAACCUUCCCGGACUCAAACGGCUCACCGUCGGGUUGGUGGAUGAAGAUGGACUGGAUUUUCUGGCCACGAUGCCGCUGCUGGAAGAGCUGAACAUUGGUGGAGGGCAGGAAGCGUUGAACUUCAACGGAUUUCACUGCCCAAACCUAACGGCGCUAACACUAGACGGCGUUGAACUCGUGGCGAGCAGUCUACGGUCGAUUUCCAGCAAGCUUAAGGAGCUUAAAUUUGAAAAAUGCGCCAUGGACAGCUGGUCCGACCUGUUGGCAGUUUUGGCCGCGCAAUCGUCGCUUCUCCAUCUGGACCUUUGGUUCGUACAGUUUGAAAACCGAGCCAUCCCUGCCGUUUCGCCACCCCCUCAAACCAACCUACAAUAUCUGCGAAUCUACCCCGCAACGCCCUUCACCAACAAAAUGCUGCUCCAUCUGGCCGAAAUGACCCCCCACCUCGAGACCUUGGCUCUGACAUCGAUGCCGCGCGUUGGCGACGCCACGGUUCGGAAGCUGUGUCGCCAGUUGCCGCGACUUGCGCGCCUAACGCUCGACUUUUGCUCCGUAACGGCGGCUUGCGCCAGGGACGUUGUGAACCGGCACCGUGCCCUCGAGCAUGUCCAGGUCCGGGCCAAGUCGCAAUCGAAAUUCCAGGAGAUUCGACGUUUUCCUAGCUGA